Messenger RNA from Grosmannia clavigera kw1407, 801 nucleotides. RefSeq names its product 2-deoxy-d-gluconate 3-dehydrogenase. The coding region runs from base 1 to 801 and encodes 266 amino acids. Gene Ontology annotation, molecular function: oxidoreductase activity, acting on the CH-OH group of donors, NAD or NADP as acceptor. NCBI's taxonomy places the organism in Eukaryota, Fungi, Ascomycota, Sordariomycetes, Ophiostomatales, Ophiostomataceae. The record is from RefSeq and is a predicted model, not a curated record. The transcript has a single exon.
AUGUCGCCGCUGUUUGAUCUGACGGGCGAGACGGCUGUGGUGACAGGAGCGACGCGCGGCAUCGGCCAAUCGAUUGCGCUGGGCCUCGCCGAAGCCGGCGCCGACAUUGUGCUGAUCCAGCGGGACGACGGACAGACGGCCACACGCGACGCGAUCGUGGCGCUGGGCCGGUCGGUGGCCAUCUACACGGCGGACCUGUCGAGCAAAGCAGACGUGCAGGGACUGGCGGCCAAGGUGUUUGCGGGCGAGAAGGCAGCUGGGGCUGUCCGGCCACCGAUCCGCAUCCUGGUCAACUGUGCCGGCAUCCAGCGGCGACAUGACGCGCGCGCUUUUCCGGACGACGACUUUGACGAGGUGCUGCAGGUCAAUCUCGGCACCGUCUUCACGCUGAGCCGUGACUUUGGCGCCGCCUUCCUCGACCUGCCGCCAUCGCCGACGUCUGGCCGUCGCGGCAGCAUCAUCAACAUCGCCUCGCUGCUCUCCUUUCAAGGCGGCUUCCGCGUUCCGGCCUAUGCGGCCUCCAAGGGCGCCGUGGCCCAGCUAACCAAGAGCCUGGCCAACGAGUGGACCGGUCAGGGCGUCACCGUCAACGCCAUCGCACCCGGCUACAUCGCCACCGACAUGAAUGAGGCCCUCAUCAAAGACGAGGCCCGCCAGCGCGACAUCCUCAUUCGCAUCCCCGCCGGCCGCUGGGGUAGACCUGACGACUUCAAGGGGCCGUCCGUCUUCCUGGCCUCCAAGGCCGCCGAGUACGUCAGCGGCCACGUCCUCGUUGUGGAUGGCGGCUGGAUGGGGCGGUAG